AAUGGUGGUGUUGAAGUCACCAUGUCAAAAUGGUAUCGACUUUUGUGAAACAAUGCUUCGUGACCACAGGAGCGUCAGUCCACAUGGCCUCCUCCACACUGAUCAUGGCCUACACCUCCGGCCUGGUGGUGCAACUCCGAAAACCAGACUCGGAGAUACCCGUGGACCAGGCCCUCGAGUCCUGGAUUGCUGCUGUUCCCUCUAUAGCGGGCUUGCUGGGAAGCAUGCUUGUGUCAAUCGCGAUGGCCUGCCUGGGUCGGAAGCUCAGUCAAAUAGCCAGUAUUCUUGCCUCGAUCAUCGGCUGGCUGGCCGUCUACUUCGCCAAGGACAUCACCCUGCUCCUCAUAGGCCGUUUUUUCAAAGGACUUUCUAUGGGAUCGAGCUUGAUCCUCGUCCCGAUUUUGGUUGGAGAAUACGCCAGUCCAAAAUAUAGAGGAUCAUUCUUAAUGUUCACGGGACUAUUGUCAGCCCUCAACGUUCUCUUGGCUCAUGGCACAGGCCUGUACCUGCACUGGCGAACAAACGCCAUCAUAGGAGCAGGUCUGGCAAUCGCCAAUUUACCUGUUGCAAUCCUCUCUCCUGAAACACCCAGUUGGUUGAUAACAAGGAAGAAAUACGACGAGUGCCAACGCGCCUUCAGGUGGCUUCGAGGUAACGACGAAGAAGAAGAAUUAGCAAAUAUGAUAAAAGCAAGCGAAAUCACACACCAGUUGAAACUUGGAAGAAAAUUCAAAUCCAAAAUGACGAUCAGAGAAAAAAUUAUAAAACUCAAAAGUAUUAUAGUGAAGAAAGAGUUCUACAAACCAAUAUUCAUCAUGAUCCAUGUGUAUACCGUAGGGCAGUGGGCUGGGAGUCAUUUAUUGAACACUUAUGUAUUUGAUCUCAUAGAAAACAUUACAGGAAAAGGUUAUAAUGAGCACGCAUUAGGCUUGAACAUCAAUAGACUCCUUGGUGCUGCUCUAGCUAUAUGGAUAAUAAUGAAAACGAAGAGAAAAAAUUUUUUUUUUGUGUUUUCUGCGUUAAACGCUGUAGUUUUGCUCGUCAUCGCCGCGUAUACGUAUUGGAAAUCGAAAAGUGAUUCUGUGUUGACAUCUCCAACAGUGGGCAUUGUUCUGAUGCAUCUUCAGAUGCUUUUCGUGACAUCUUGCACUCUGCCGAUGCCGUAUGUCAUAGCAGGGGAAAUAUUUCCCCUGAGGUAUAAAAGUAUAGCGGGUGGUUUUACUUUUAUACUGAUAUCGAUAAAUACGGUGGUGUACCUGAAGUCUUUUCCAUAUCUGAUGAAUAGCAUAGGAAUAUAUGGAGCUUACACCCUGUAUGCUGGCAUAAUGAUAUACUGUCUGCUGAUGGUGUACUUUUAUAUGCCAGAGACAAAAGAUAGGACGUUGCAGGAGAUAGAAGAAGAGGUGGUUGGGAAACCCUUGAAGUUGAAGGAAUUGAAAUCUGUUCAGUCAUUAAUUAUUGAGCCUGUGAAAAAGGAUCAAAAGGAUUAAACUAAUGCACCCUCUUCGGUGCUUAUCUCAAACACAUAAAAUAUGUGGUUUUACCUACUUACCAAAGUCAUCAUCAUCAUCAUCAUCAUUUCAGCCACAGGACGUCCACUGCUGAACAUAGGCCUCCCCCAAUGACUUCCACGUCGCACGGUUGGUAGCGGCCUGCAUCCAGCGCCUUCCCGCUACCUUCACGGUACGGACGGAUCAGCAAGCUGAAGUGGCAGUGGGCUGGGCACAUAGUACGCAGAACUGACGGCCGAUGGGGCAGCAAGGUUCUGGAAUGGAGGCCACGUACCGGAAAACGCAGCGUGGGACGUCCACCCACAAGGUGGACCGACGACCUUACCAAAGUCAUGUCGCAAAAAAAUAUAUUUUAUAUUUAUAUUAUUCAGUAUUGUGUAGAUCAGAAAGAAAGAAACAUUUUGUUACCACGGUAAAUAACAAUGCAAACACAAUACCUAAUAAAUACCUGUGAUAUUUCAAUGUGAAUUUAUAUUUGUUUGUAAUAAACACGUGGAGAGUUAGGUACCUGUAAAUGUCAAUCAAGUUACUGGACAUAAUAAUAUCCUUUCCGUAGUUCAUAA
Messenger RNA from Ostrinia nubilalis (European corn borer), 2074 nucleotides. RefSeq names its product facilitated trehalose transporter Tret1-like. NCBI's taxonomy places the organism in Eukaryota, Metazoa, Arthropoda, Insecta, Lepidoptera, Crambidae. The record is from RefSeq and is a predicted model, not a curated record. The coding region runs from base 30 to 1490 and encodes 486 amino acids. Gene Ontology annotation, biological process: transmembrane transport. Gene Ontology annotation, cellular component: membrane. Gene Ontology annotation, molecular function: transmembrane transporter activity. The transcript has 3 exons.